Molecule: messenger RNA, 1629 nt
Organism: Drosophila yakuba
Lineage: Eukaryota; Metazoa; Arthropoda; Insecta; Diptera; Drosophilidae
Gene: cort
Product: protein cortex
Exons: 6
Coding region: 16-1497 (493 amino acids)
Biological process (GO): anaphase-promoting complex-dependent catabolic process; positive regulation of ubiquitin protein ligase activity; positive regulation of anaphase-promoting complex-dependent catabolic process
Cellular component (GO): anaphase-promoting complex
Molecular function (GO): ubiquitin ligase activator activity; protein binding; anaphase-promoting complex binding
Source: RefSeq, a predicted model, not a curated record
CGAUGACAACUUAAUAUGGCGCCAGCAAAACAGAAAGUUCUAAUGUUCGUCGAGAUGAGUGUGUGUGAAAGUCCCAUUAAAAAUUCCACGGUAGACAAAAAGUCUCUGCCGCCCUUCAAAAAGGUGCGACGCGAAAAUUGGAAGCAGGAAGCGGCCUACAAGGUGAGCGAUACAAGUCAGGGGCAGGAGGUGUCCUGUGUCGGCGAAAGGUUCAUACCCAUUCGAUUUAAGCGGGAGAACAUCGAAUUCAACCUGAAUUACAUUGGCAAGCCAAAGGAGCGGGAUAUCCUCGAAACGGGUUUUACUUUGACCGCCAGCUACUGGCGACAGAGCGGCUUCAUAUCGAACAUAAACCGCACCUUUGGGAUCCGGGAGAGCCGACUGUUUCAGUUUAGCAACCAGCAAGGAACACGAUCCAGGGUGGUGGAUAGCGACUCUGCCGACGCUGACUGGCCAUGUAAUCCACGGGCGCGACCACACGCCAUUCAGAUUGCCACUCAUGAGAUGGCUUGUAUCUGCAGUCCAGUCGACUACAAUAUGAUGGAUUGGUCAUCUGGCGGCAUGGUGGCCAUGACCUACGGCCAGGACAUCAUGCUGUGGCGCAAUCUAGACGAGAGCACCAUGGUCUUUAGCGUCGAGUUCCCCACGUCCCUCAAGUUUUCGCCGGACGGCAAACAGCUGGCCAUCGGCUGCAUGGAUAGAGACUACCCAGUGCUGGACCUGUGGGAGGUGAGGUCGCAUACGGAGUUCUUGGUCUCCUAUCGCAAGCUGUUCCUUAAGUCUAUGGGCUACAUAAGUUGCAUUGAGUGGUCCCACGACGGCAAGGAGCUCAUCUGCGGCACUCACUGCGGCCUGAUCUGCGUGCUGGCGAUGCCCAAACUAAAGACCGUGAUCCAGUUGCGCGAGCAUCGACACCCCGUGAAGAAAAUGAAGUUCGCUCCCACGAAUAAGUAUUUCGCGUCCAGCGAUACGAAUGGCAAAAUUGUCAUCUUCGAUGCCGAACUAAAGGUUCGUCUGCUGAAGCUGGGUGGCAAAUCAAUGGUCUUUGACUGGCAUCCGUGGACUGGAGAGGAUUUAGCCAUUGCGGAGCGGAGUCCUGCAUCGAUCUUUAUCUUCAACAUGCCGCGCCGACAAUUUGUGGCUUCGUACAGGCGCAGGGACCACAGAAUAGUUAUAAAGACCAUAACAUACAGCAAGAUCACGGGCGAGUUGCUGGUCAACGUUAUUCGGCGUGAUGGUUCGGACAAUGCGGUGUUUGAAAUUGUGGUACUGGCCUCCUUAAAUCGCGUUGUUGACUUGUUGCCGCAUCAGGAUCACGGCACCAUCUUCCUGAUGUGGAAUCCGGAUGGAACGAACAUUGCCACCGGCGGUCUGGACGACACCUUUUCGCUGUGGAACUUUUUUCCCACCCACAAGCGCGAGGCUAUCUUGAGGAGACAGGAGCAAAAGGCCAAGGAUAAGUUUAGCUCCCUGAGCCUGUACAAAGGCAUUAGGUAAACAGUUGAGAGUGUUGUUUUAAAGUGUUAAUCAUGUUAUGUUUCUAGUCUUUUAUUCAAACCAAUUGUGCUUUUCAUUAUUUAUUCAAUUCAUAUUACUUUCAUAAAAACUCCAUUCUGUUUAACUCUAAAA